Umbelopsis ramanniana AG is the source of this 905-nucleotide messenger RNA. RefSeq lists its product as uncharacterized. The record is from RefSeq and is a predicted model, not a curated record. Gene Ontology annotation, molecular function: dihydrofolate reductase activity; NADP binding. Gene Ontology annotation, cellular component: mitochondrion. Lineage: Eukaryota; Fungi; Mucoromycota; Umbelopsidomycetes; Umbelopsidales; Umbelopsidaceae. The transcript has 2 exons. The coding region runs from base 280 to 876 and encodes 198 amino acids. Gene Ontology annotation, biological process: folic acid metabolic process; tetrahydrofolate biosynthetic process; glycine biosynthetic process.
CGUUACUGACGCUCAAUGAACGCUUUGCCUGUCACCGUUCCUUCAAGAUAAAGAUACUUAAUUGAGAUUUUUGAGCAAAUGGAUUGAUCAUGGCGCUUGAUGAUAAAAAGACAUUCAUUCAAUUUUAUAAUUCCAGUUUUAUUCCUUCUAAAGAUCAAAGUAUUGUAGACAGAGGAAUUCGUAUAGACAACAGUGUCAUAAGACGGUACUGGCGUGACUACCUUUUCCGGAGCAGUAUCAGACUGUUCACGCGGGGAAGUUCUUGGUCAAGGACAUAUCAUGAAGUUCACGCUAGUAGUUGCAGCGACUGAGGAACUCGGCAUCGGUCUCAAAGCCAACCUACCAUGGCGGAUUCCCAAAGACAUGGCCUUCUUCAAGGCGAUCACCACUAAGAUUCCAAAGGAUUUUCCAAUUCAGGCAGCAGAGUCUUGUACCGUUCAGAAUGCUGUGAUCAUGGGAAGAGUUACAUGGGAAUCUAUUCCGCUAAAAUUUCGACCUUUAGACUCAAGAAAGAACAUAGUCAUAUCUCGAAAUACCGACUACGAUGUACAGACAAAGGACCAGACAGUCAAACUAGUUUCAUCAGUAGAGAGAGCAUUCGAAGUCAUAGACGCAUCAACAACCCCACGCAUCUUCGUUAUUGGAGGCGCUCAAAUUUACCGAGAAGCAAUUAAGCAUGCUAACUGCACGUCCAUAUUAUUGACUAGAAUACGGUCCAAAGUUGACUGCGAUACCUUCUUCCCAGAGAUCGACGACAGUCUUUUCCGACUGGCAUCGCAUGAAGAACUAGAAAAAUUUGUAGAAGAACAAGUUGCAGAAGGGAUACAGACACACAAUAAUCUCGAUUACCAAUUUACAAUGUAUGUUAAGCGUUAGUAUUACAAUAAAAAACGUAGGCGAGCACU